Messenger RNA from Odobenus rosmarus divergens (Pacific walrus), 2445 nucleotides. It is a transcript of the gene AFAP1, whose product is annotated as actin filament associated protein 1. Bases 1 to 2445 code for a protein of 814 amino acids. NCBI's taxonomy places the organism in Eukaryota, Metazoa, Chordata, Mammalia, Carnivora, Odobenidae. Gene Ontology annotation, cellular component: cytosol. The transcript has 17 exons. The record is from RefSeq and is a predicted model, not a curated record. Gene Ontology annotation, molecular function: SH3 domain binding; SH2 domain binding.
AUGGAAGAGUUAAUAGUUGAACUUCGUCUCUUUCUGGAGCUCCUGGACCAUGAAUAUCUAACGUCAACCGUCAGGGAGAAAAAGGCAGUGAUCACCGACAUCCUGCUGAGGAUACAGUCAUCCAAAGGUUUCGAAGUGAAGGACCAUGCUCAGAGGCAAGAGACCCCCAACAGCCUGCCGGCUCCUCCCCAGAUGCCUUUGCCGGAGAUCCCUCAGCCGUGGCUGCCACCUGACAGUGGGCCGCCACCGCUACCGACGUCAUCUCUCCCGGAAGGUUACUACGAGGAAGCCGUGCCGCUGAGCCCUGGGAAAGCUCCAGAGUACAUCACGUCAAAUUAUGACUCGGAUGCGAUGAGCAGCUCCUACGAGUCGUACGAUGAGGAAGAGGAGGACGGAAAGGGCAAGAAGACGCGGCACCAGUGGCCGUCCGAGGAGGCCUCCAUGGACCUGGUGAAGGACGCCAAGAUCUGUGCCUUCCUGCUGAGGAAGAAGCGCUUUGGGCAGUGGAGCAAGCUACUGUGUGUCGUCAAGGACACCAAACUGCUGUGUUACAAAAGCUCCAAGGACCAGCAGCCCCAGAUGGAGCUGCCCCUCCAAGGCUGCAACAUCACAUACACCCCGAAGGACAGCAAGAAGAAGAAGCACGAGCUGAAAAUCACUCAGCAAGGCACGGACCCGCUGGUUCUUGCAGUCCAGAGCAAGGAGCAGGCCGAGCAGUGGCUGAAGGUGAUCCGAGACGUCUACAGCGGCUGCAGCGGGCCGGCGGAUUUAGAAGGUCCUCCCCCGUCGAUCUCUCCAGUGCACAAGACAGAGCUCGAGAAGAAGCUGUCUUCUGAGAGACCCAGCUCGGACGGGGAGGGCGUUAUGGAGAAUGGAGUUGCUGUGUGUGAAGGAAAAGAACAAGUUAAGAGGAAAAAGAGUUCCAAAUCAGAGGCCAAGGGAACUGUGUCCAAAGUCACUGGGAAGAAGAUCACCAAGAUCAUCGGCUUGGGGAAGAAAAAGCCCUCGACAGAUGAGCAGACCUCAUCCGCGGAGGAGGACGUCCCCACCUGCGGCUACCUCAACGUGCUCUCCAACAGCCGUUGGCGGGAGCGCUGGUGCCGAGUCAAGGAUAACAAGCUCAUCUUCCACAAGGACAGGACCGAUCUCAAGACCCACAUCGUUUCUAUUCCUCUGCGCGGCUGUGACGUGAUCCCGGGCUUGGACUCCAAACACCCCCUGACCUUCCGACUGCUUCGCAACGGACAGGAGGUGGCCGUGCUGGAGGCCUCCUCUUCUGAGGACAUGGGCAGAUGGAUUGGCAUUUUGCUGGCCGAGACGGGGUCCUCCACAGACCCUGGGGCCCUGCACUACGACUACAUUGACGUGGAGACGUCUGCGAACGUCAUCCAGACGGCCAAACAAACCUUCUGUUUCAUGAACAGGCGCGGCAUCUCUGCCAACCCGUACCUGGGGAGCACCACCAACGGCUACGCGCACCCCAGCGGCACGGCGCUGCAUUAUGACGACGUCCCGUGCAUUAACGGCUCGUGGGACCCCGAAGACCGCCCUCCUGCUUCCUGUGCCAGGGGCCUGGGAGAAGAGGUGCUUUAUGAUCACGCGGUCCUGUACGAUAACUUGCCGUCUCCGAAAAUCUUUGCGCGCUACCCGCCUGCUGACAGAAAGGCUUCUAGGCUGUCUCCGGACAAACUGUCCUGUAACCAUUACAAAUACCCUCCCUCCUGCAGUCUGCCUCCCACUAACCCCUCUUCUCUGGGGAGGGCGCCUCUCGGGCUCAGCUCUCAGUUGAAGGGUAAAAAGCCCCCAGUAGCCUCCAAUGGGGUUCCGGGAAAAGGAAAGACUCUGAGCGGCCAGCAAAAAAAGGUGGAUUCGGCAGCCGGCGUGAAGCGAACAUCUUCAAAUGCUGACCAGUACAAAUAUGGCAAGAACCGGGUCGAAGCCGAUGCCAAGCGGUUGCAGAGUAAAGAAGAGGAGCUGCUAAAGCGGAAGGAGACGCUGAGGAACAGGCUGGCCCAGCUCCGGAAAGAGAGGAGAGACCUGCGAGCCGCCAUCGAAGUGAACGCUGGCAGGAAGACCCAGGUGGUUCUGGAAGACAAGCUGAAGAGGCUGGAGGAGGAGUGUAAGCAGAAGGAGGCGGAGCGCGUCAACCUAGAGCUCGAGCUGACGGAGGUCACGGAGAGCCUGAAGAAGGCCCUGGCCGGCGGGGUCACCCUGGGGCUGGCCAUCGAGCCCAGGUCGGGGACGUCGAGCCCGCAGUCUCCAGUUUUUAGGCAUCGGACUCUGGAGAGCUCACCCAUGUCCAGCUGCGAGACCAGUGAUGCCGAGGGCCCGGUGCCGGUGAACAGCGCGGCCGUGCUGAGGAAGAGCCAGCCGGCGGGCGGCUCCCCCUGCCGGGGGCAUGUGCUGCGGAAGGCCAAGGAAUGGGAGCUGAAGAACGGGACGUAG